Branchiostoma floridae (Florida lancelet) is the source of this 5261-nucleotide messenger RNA. RefSeq names its product probable cation-transporting ATPase 13A3. The record is from RefSeq and is a predicted model, not a curated record. Gene Ontology annotation, cellular component: late endosome membrane. Lineage: Eukaryota; Metazoa; Chordata; Leptocardii; Amphioxiformes; Branchiostomatidae. Gene Ontology annotation, biological process: intracellular calcium ion homeostasis; polyamine transmembrane transport. Gene Ontology annotation, molecular function: ATP hydrolysis activity; P-type ion transporter activity; polyamine transmembrane transporter activity.
UUUGCACCGAUGACCUCUGCACCAAUGAGAAUGAUUGAAACUUUCUUGACGAACAGUGUAGAAGUCAGACGUGGUUGUGUGAGUUUAACCACCGACUAAACCUCAGGUUGUACUUUGAGCUCCCAAGCUGACUGCAGUGAUCGAUCAUGACAAUUCUUGGUGAUGCAGAAGCACAGUUCCAUUUCAUCAACAAAGGACAGGACGAUGAACUGGAAUGCCAUGGAUUUAAAAGAGAUAAGGUAAAGACUUCUGUCACAGUUGUCUUUGCCACGUGCACACUGGGACUUUUAUUCCUUGUGUUCUACUGGAAGCCGGAGUGGUUUGUGUGGGCACAGUUCAAAUCCUGUAAACUUGUGGAUGCUGAUGUUGUGCUGUUACAAACUACGGAUGACCACCGGACUUGGAGUAAGGAGAGGGUCAAAUAUGAAACCAACGAUAGCAUGCCUCUCCAUACCUCAUCUUUAGAAGCUAGCUGUGAAGAUGACAAGGACUUACAUCAGAUGCAGGAAUUAUCAGAGACGUCAACAGACAGUAGUCCUUUCUCCUACAGGCAGGACAAUGCCCUCAUCCGUGAUACGAGGUCCAACUGUCAACCUGAGAGGCAGAACUUGCGUUACUUCAUUCAUCACUGCUUAAAGUAUGUAUGGAAUGCAGAGAAGCAAACUUUUGAAAAACUCAGGAGUUUGGGCUCAGGCAUGCCAUGUUCAUCAUUCUACACAUUGAGGCAUGGGCUGUCUUCUACAGAUCAUGCAAACAGGCAAUCCCUGUAUGGUGACAAUGUCAUCACAGUGGAGGUGAAACCCUACAUCAAGCUCCUGUUCUAUGAGGUGCUGAACCCAUUUUACAUCUUCCAGCUGUUCAGUGUUUGCCUGUGGAUGUCAGAUGAGUACUACUAUUAUGCUGCUGCCAUCAUUGUCAUGUCUUUAACCUCCAUUGCUGUCUCACUCUACACUAUACGCAAGCAAAGUGAAAUGCUACAUCAAAUGGUAGAGUCCCACAAUACCAUGCUGGUCAAAGUUUGUCGCAGGGGAGAAGAUGUAGACUGUCAGGAAGUCAUCUCAACUGACCUGGUACCAGGGGAUGUGCUUGUCAUUCCUCCCAAUGGGAUGUUGAUGCCGUGUGAUGCUGUACUCAUAACAGGGAACUGCAUUGUCAAUGAGAGCAUGCUAACAGGAGAGAGUGUGCCUGUCACAAAGACACAUCUGCCUUCCCAAAGUAGUGAGGUUUACUCACCUGAGAAACACAAGAGCCACACCCUGUUCUGUGGUACCCAGGUGAUCCAGACCAGGUACUACGGAGGGGAGAAAGUCAAGGCUGUGGUUGUCAGGACAGGUUUUUCUACAGCUAAAGGAGAGCUUGUACGCUCCAUCUUGUUCCCCAAGCCACUCAACUUCAAACUGCUUACAGCAGCUUAUAGAUUUGUGCUGGUUCUUGUAGGUGUAGCCAUGAUUGGUUUUACGUUUACAGUCGCGUGGAUGGCCCUUGAUGGGGAAUCAGUUGGAGAGAUCUUCUUGGAGGCAUUAGACCUUAUCACGAUAUGUGUUCCCCCUGCUCUGCCCUCGGCGCUGACUAUUGGGAUUAUUUAUGCCCAAAGAAGACUUAAAAAGCAAGGAAUUUUUUGCAUAAUUCCGGAGCGAAUCAACAUCUGUGGUCUUGUGGACUUGGUGUGCUUUGAUAAGACUGGGACCCUGACGGAAGAUGGGCUAGACCUGUGGGCUGUGGUACCAACCAAGAAUGAUAGCUUUGCACCUGCCAUUCAAGAUGUCUCCCUGCUCCCUUUGGGGCCAUUCCUUACUGCCAUGGCAACCUGUCACUCCCUCACUGUGAUUGGUGGAAAUCUAUCAGGAGACCCUCUGGACCUUAAGAUGUUUAAAUCUACAAAAUGGGAGUUGGAGGAACCAGGUAGUGAAGAGAGCACUAAGUUUGACAUGUUGGUGCCAACUGUUGUUCGACCUCCAAAUACUACAGUCCUGCUUCAUCCUUCUCCUCAUGAAAGAGAGCACCCAUAUGAGGUGGGAAUUAUUCGCCAGUUUACAUUCUCGUCAAGCCUGCAGCGCAUGAGUGUGAUCACACGUACACUGGGCAGCCAUCACAUGGAGGUGUACACCAAGGGUGCUCCUGAGAUGAUCAUCCAACUUUGCAAGCCUGAAACCGUUCCAACCAAUUUCAGUGAAAUUCUAAUGACAUACACAGAAAGUGGCUUCAGAGUAAUUGCAUUUGCAUGGCGACCAUUGGAGGAUAAAGUCAGGUUUUUACAGGCACAACGGAUGUCAAGGGACCAAGUUGAGACUGACCUAACAUUUCUGGGCCUGAUGGUUAUGCAAAAUGCUCUCAAGCCAGAAACCACACCCACCAUCCAACAACUCAGGGAGGCCAACAUCAGGACUGUCAUGGUAACAGGAGACAAUAUCCGGACAGCUGUGAGCGUAGCAAGGGAGUGUAAGAUGAUUUGCUCGGGUCAGCAAGUUGUAGAAGUCACGGCUCUUCCUCCUACCGACAGCACCCCUCCUACUGUCACCUACACAGUCUCAACUAAACACAUGGAGCCAGUGGAAGUAAAGGAAGAUAAAGUGAAUGCAGAUGACGAAAUGGAUCAGUUCCGCUUUGCCAUGAGUGGGAAAUCAUUUGCCGUCAUCAGGAAGUACUUCCCGCAUGUUCUACCCAAGGUGGCUGUAGGUGGCACAGUUUUUGCCAGAAUGUCACCAGACCAGAAGACACAGCUCGUGGAGGUUUACCAAGAUUUAGGGCACUAUGUUGGCAUGUGUGGUGAUGGUGCAAAUGAUUGUGGGGCGCUGAAACGUGCUCAUGCUGGUAUCUCCCUGUCAGAGCUGGAAGCCUCUGUUGCAUCACCCUUCACAUCUAGAAAGGCCACCAUUGAAUGCGUUUCCACACUUAUCAGGGAAGGUCGCUGUGCCUUGGUGACCUCCUUUGGUGUCUUCAAGUUUAUGGCUCUCUACAGCAUGAUUCAAUUCAUGUCAGUUCUUAUCCUGUACGGUGUCUUUGCCAACUUGGGUGACACCCAGUACCUUUAUCAAGACUUGGUGAUAAUAACGACCAUUGCCUUUGUCAUGAGCCGCAACUCAGCGUACCCAAAGCUGGUACGACAGCGACCACCAACAAGUUUGCUGAGGCCCACAGUCCUGUUCUCUGUGGUAGUGCAGAUUGCCAUUCAACUGGCUUUCCAACUAGGGGCUUUCUACCUUCUACUAGCACAGCCAUGGUUUGUGCCUUGGGAGGACUAUAGACUCUGUAAUGAUGGAAGCAUGAAUACAACUGACAGCAAUAUCACCAUGAACUCCACCUUGAAACCAUGUACAGUUGACUAUGAGAGUGAAAGUAUCAUCAAAGUGAUGAAGGUUUUGACUUAUGAAACGGCCACGAUGUUUGGGAUAGCAACAUUCCAAUAUGUAACGACAGCCUUUGUCUUCUCCAAAGGAAGGCCAUUCCGGCAACCUAUUCAUACAAACUGGUUGUACAUAUUGGACCUCAUCAUCCUGACUGCUCUCAAUGUGUGGCUGUUGCUGUAUCCAACCCAGCCAGUGGCAUAUUUUGUGGAGCUCUCACAGUUUCCUGACUUCACCUUCCGCCUUUAUCUACUUGCUGGAGCUGCAGCGAAUUUUGUGACAUGCUGGCUGAUUGAGGUACUGUUAGCAGAUAACAAUGCUCUUUGGAAGUGGCUAACAUCAUCCUACCACCAACACCACAAGAAAAAGUACCAGAUUCUGCAAGAGGAGCUCCUUUAUGACAAAGACUAUGGCCUUCCAGUUGGGGCCAUGCAUCUCCAAGGCACUGGAAAAGAAAGCAAUUGCAAUGAUGGCCAUAGAGGAGAUAUGUGUAGCAUAAACGUUCAGGCAGAUAAUGCUUGUAAUCCAAAUGUGGAUUCAACCUAUUUGUAACAUUUUGGACUCUGCAUCAGACAAUUUCUUUGUAAAGCUUGGGUUAGGUUUGCCCCUGCUGAAAAAUAACAGCAUCUGUUUUUGCUUGCAUUUGUGAAAUGUAUUACUGCAGAAGUUACAAGAUGCAGAUUGCCAAGAGUUUUUAGUAAUAGGUAGACAUUGUUUGUAACAUUAUAGCCAUAAGAAUUAUGAAACACGUUCCAAUUGUGAGUAUUUAUUAUAUCAAACUCUGUACAAUGUAAGUUGAUUUUGUUGUGUUGCUAUAGAUGAGAGGCAUAGCAAAGAAUUAUAUCAUGAGAACUGAUUUUUACAUAAGGCCACAGCAAAUCAAUUUUAUGAAUGAUAUCAUCGCACUCAUCAAUUUUUCCUGAUUUCAGGAAAUAUGUUAUGUUGUAGCCUGAAGAUUGUAUUUGUAAGAUAUCCAUGUCUGAAUUUGUAGAAGUGAAACUAGUUAGAUAGUUGUAUACAGGUAAAUGGCUGCAGUAUACACUGAACCUUUUGAUAAGGGAACAGGUAUAACAGAAUUUGCGUAUGAAAAAUAAUAAGAAAUAUGUAAGAAAAUAUACAUUCAGAAAUUGUAAGGCAUGAAAUGUGAACGUGAACCUGUGAUAAUGAUGGUUUUCUAUCAGAUUCUGUUUUUGACCCAAAAUCACCCGACCUUAAGGUCCCUUCGGAAUAGAUUAAUUUGCAUAGCAUGUACAUUUCAAACUGGCAUUUGGUAUGGAAAAAACUUAGUAAUAGUUAGAACACGCCUUGAGGGCUUAUAUUAGGAAAUAGAGUUGCUCCACCCACGAGGGGGGUUCUUUGAGGGUCUUAAAAAACCGCAUUGGCGGAGCGACUCUAUUACAUAUAUUUUCUCAAUAGAAGGCCGAAAGCCCGUGGUCUCAACGUUUUAGAACAUGGCCACUACCCUGAAAAUUCUCCUUUUUUUCACGAUGAAUCAAGCACAAUUUACAUUUAGGAUAUCAUAUUAUAUUCAAAGUAUCUCUGUUUAGGAUCAUUUAGGAUAUCAUAUUAUAUUCAAAGUAUCUCUGUUUAGGAUAUCACAUAGUAUUCAAAGAGUAUCUAUCUAACUCUUUUCUUAGAUGCGUGAUUAUCAAAGCCAGUGUGAAUGACCUUUGCAAGCCGAUUAAUGCCGUAGACGCGUAGACAAACAAAUACGAUCUGGUGUGUCAUCAGAGAUGUCAGAGCCAGACGUGCAGUGGUGCAGAAAGAGUGUGGUUCUAUGAAAAAUUUGUGGCUCUAUUUUAUUCAAAUGAGUUCAUAAUACCACACAUUUUUCAUAGUACCCUAUUUUUUCAUAUAUAAACACAUUAAUAGUGUCCAUGUUCUAAAUACAUGUACUUAAUACAAGCUUUUUAAAUG